AUGCGCGCCGCCGGGGCACGGUGCGCGUGGCUGUGGGCGGCCGUGCUGCGGGCGGCCGCAGGGCCGCAGGCCGUGGACCAGGUGCAGCAGGAGGUGCGCUACAUCUGGCCAACGGCGGUCUGGAGUUUGCCGCUCGUCGGCACGAGCAACGACGGUUCCGCAAAGCUUGGCCUGCCAGAGGGCAGCGAGGGGGACGACGUGCUCUACGGGAAGCUCGCGGCCCUGGGGGAGAACGGGUUCGAGCGUUACAGGACCGUCAUCAUGCCGAUGGAGCUGAAGCUGGACGCGCGCUUCCAGGAGGAGCUCGGGGGCGCCGAGGACGACGGGUCGCACAGCCGACGGGCUAGGAGGCCGCACAACGCAUGA
Messenger RNA from Prorocentrum cordatum, 366 nucleotides. The record is from the annotation of a GenBank genome assembly. Lineage: Eukaryota; Dinophyceae; Prorocentrales; Prorocentraceae.